UUCUACUGCAAGAAAGACUAACGUCGUAUCUCAGUCCAUCUCUCUUCCCUUUCCUCAAAAGCAAAGCAGAGCAACAGCAACGAAGUGUAGACACCAUAAGCUAGAAAAGGAGGAUAUUUAUAAACCAGAGUAGAGAGAAGAAGAUCGAGAAGAAAACUGAGCUUCUUCUUCUUCUUCUUCUUCUUCUUAAUUAUUUUUUUUUAAUCAAAAUAGCUACAAAAGAGAAGAGGAUAAGAGAAAAAGAAUGCCACCCAACAGUAAUCUCAGUAGUGGUGAGAACCCAACAACAAGACCACCGCCUUCAAACCAAAACCACCACCACCUAUGCUACCCAACAACAACAAGAACAACGUCGUCGUCGUCCUCACCCUCCUUCAGAGGCUGCUGUUGCUGCCUCUUCCUCCUCUUCUCCCUCCUUGCCCUCCUAAUUCUAGCCGUUUUCCUCGUCAUAAUGCUGGCAGUCAAACCCAAGAAACCCCAGUUCGAUCUCCAACAGGUUGGAGUCCAGUACAUGGGCAUAUCCGCACCCAAUCCAUCAGCCUCUCUGGACCCCACAAGCACCGCCACACCAGCCUCCGCCUCUCUUUCUUUAACCAUUAACAUGCUGUUCACCGCUGUUAACCCAAAUAAGGUAGGGAUCAGGUACGGGGAGUCCAGUUUUACUGUCAUGUACAGUGGGAUUCCUUUGGGGAAGGCUUUAGUGCCUGGGUUUUAUCAGGAAGCUCACAGUCAGAGACAGGUGGGGGCCACCAUAUCCGUUGAUCGAUAUAGCUUGAUGCAAGCUUAUGCUUCUGAUUUGAUCAGAGAUGCCUCCUUGAAUGAUCGUGUGGAGCUCAGAGUUCUCGGUCAAGUCGGUGCUAAGAUCCGCGUUCUAGACUUCGAUUCCCCUGGUGUUCAGGUAUCAGUGGAUUGUGCAAUAGUGAUAAGUCCAAGAAAACAGUCUCUUACUUACAAGCAGUGUGGAUUCGAUGGAUUGAAUGUUUGAAGGGCCACAAAAAACCUAUUUUUUCUUUCAUUUUCUCCCGCAAUAAACAAGAACAGAGAGAGAGGAAAAAGGGGAACGCUACACUUGUGAAAAUGGGAGACCAAAAGGUUUUCCCAAGAUUUUGCUGAAUCUUAUAUAGUAUUAUUAUUUUUGCUUCAUUGUGAAGGAAAGACGAAGAUACUGGCUGUGCGUAAAGUGCCAAAACAGUCCCCCCCCCCCCCCCAAAAAAAAAAAAAGAUGUGGUGGCCGAUCAACAUCAACACAGCACAAUUCCGGCACCAUUAAUUCUUGCCCUAGUUGCUUGGCUUUAUCUAUCAAUUCCUCUUGAGUGAUAUGUGGUCCCAUUUUCAUCCACUCUGUAAAUUAAUGUCCACUUAAGGUAGUGAUAGGAUGUUAUUUGAUUAUUAGUAUCAAUUGAGUCAAUUAUAUAGAUAUAAAGUGUUGUUGAACAA
Molecule: messenger RNA, 1437 nt
Organism: Populus nigra (black poplar)
Lineage: Eukaryota; Viridiplantae; Streptophyta; Magnoliopsida; Malpighiales; Salicaceae
Exons: 2
Coding region: 245-985 (246 amino acids)
Cellular component (GO): plasma membrane
Source: RefSeq, a predicted model, not a curated record